AUGAGUCCGCUACAGCUGUUAACCGUACCGCUCGUAGUUUUGCUAAUUGGAUCGGCUCUUGGCCAGUUGCCCUUCAAUGGGUGUUCUAAGCUAUUCCAGUACCAGGGCUAUCAAGGGCAGUUCAUCGGUCUGGUGAAAGUGCGCCAUCCUAUUGGUGACAACCAGACACUUAUCGUUCAAUUCUCCCAGCCAGGAUAUCAUGAAUUCACGAACUAUGUGGGCAGCAUUGCUCUGGUUGAUGACGAUGAGACGACCCAGCAAAAUCUUCGCCAAGGAUUGCCUAUUCGAUACCGGGUCGAUUUCCCGAUUCCCACAGUUCCUCCGAAGAUUACUAGCAUCGAGUUGAAUGGAAAUGAGCUUUGCGGUGCCCAACAAUACCCUAAGCCAAGGACAGGCAUAACUUUACGGAUCACUUGGACACCCUCCUACACAUCGGUCUAUGGGGUCAAUCCUCAGCCCGUACCAUCGAGACCUCAACAACCAUGGCAACAGGGGGAGAAUUCAGAGGUCUUUGGGGUAAAUACUCAACCCUUACCAUCGGCUGCUCAACCCUCUUGGCGACAAGAAGAAAAUCCCAACGACUAUGUUGAGACCAGGCCCAGGCCCAGGCCCAAUCAACCGACGGUCGAGGAUAAUAGUGCGUCAAUGGGAUGGAGUAAUGACUCCCUGCCUGGGUUUCCGAAUUCUGGAGGUCGUACUGUCCCCCCGCAGGGGACAACAAAUUCUGGUCGAGUUUCUGAACCUCAGCAGACGACUAGGAUCCCAGAUGUCCUGGUUCCGCAACAGAAUAAUCCAUCCGGAACUAUUCCUUGCGGAAGAGAGAGGGCCAGUAUCACCCCACUCAUCUUCCAAGGAAAGAAUCUGGAGCGCGGUCAACUCCCAUGGUUAGUGGCAAUCUUCGAGCGGCGGGAGAGCAACGGACCAGCUUUUAUCUGCGGAGGCUCUCUGAUCUCGACAACAACGGUGAUAUCGGCAGCCCACUGUUUCAGAUUUCCGGGACGGGAUGUGCCCGCUGCUCGAUUGGGCGUUUCCUUGGGACGGAAUAGCUUGGCCAUUCAAUCCGAUGGAGAAUACCGCGGAGUGUCCCAAUUGGUCAUCCAUGAAAAUUACCAGAUCAAGCAGUUCACGGAGGCGGAUUUGGCACUGGUUAGAUUGGAUGAUCCUGUAAGAUAUAACGACUACAUAGUACCAAUUUGCUUGUGGAGCCCAAGGAACCGCUUGGAUCUGCCGCAAGGACACAAGAGCUAUGUCGCUGGAUGGGGACCCGAUGAAUCGGGAACCGGCCAUUCUGAUGUCUCCAAGGUCACCGACUUGAACAUCGUUAUCGAAUCGAACUGCAUCGAGGAGCUGCCCCAUGUGCUGGUGCAGCCGAGCACCUUGUGCGCGAAAAAGACUGGAGCAGGACCUUGUUCCAGUGAUGGGGGUGGACCAUUGAUGUUGCGGGAACAGGAUGUGUGGGUGCUGCGAGGAGUGAUCUCCGGUGGUGCAAUCAACGAAAAGGAAAGAACCUGCGAACUAUCCAAGCCAUCUGUUUUCACCGAUGUGGCGAAACACAUCGACUGGGUGCGUCGGAAUAUGUGGAACUAAUUGGAAAAUGGAGUUGGUCAGAGCUGAAGACAUAUCGUUUCUAAAGAUAUCCUCAUAAGUCAUACUAAUCUACGGCAAGUGGAAUAGACUAUCCUGAAUUUCAGGUGGUCUUAACAGUUUGUUUGAUCCAUUAAUAAGGUGUGUUAUUUUCUUAAACUGAUGUAAAAUAAACUUAAAAAGCUUGUCGUAUCAUAAAGUAUUAAACUGU
Molecule: messenger RNA, 1795 nt
Organism: Drosophila eugracilis
Lineage: Eukaryota; Metazoa; Arthropoda; Insecta; Diptera; Drosophilidae
Product: enteropeptidase
Exons: 3
Coding region: 1-1587 (528 amino acids)
Biological process (GO): proteolysis
Molecular function (GO): serine-type endopeptidase activity
Source: RefSeq, a predicted model, not a curated record